Molecule: messenger RNA, 1303 nt
Organism: Boleophthalmus pectinirostris (great blue-spotted mudskipper)
Lineage: Eukaryota; Metazoa; Chordata; Actinopteri; Gobiiformes; Gobiidae
Product: E3 ubiquitin ligase TRAF3IP2-like
Exons: 10
Coding region: 90-1208 (372 amino acids)
Biological process (GO): positive regulation of canonical NF-kappaB signal transduction; humoral immune response
Source: RefSeq, a predicted model, not a curated record
GGAAAAAUUUGCAUAUAACGCGGUGUUGAACGCAAGCCUCUGCACCCCUCCGGAGAGCCAAGAAUGCACACGUGAAGAGAUAUUUCAUUAUGUACAUCAUGGAAGGCGGGGUAGAGGAGUUCAUGCCGAGAGCUAUAAGCGCUGUAUAUUCCACCCAGAGACCAGACUUACACAGUUCAGGCACAGAGGACCAUCAGCAGAAGAGACAGGAGCAACUGGAUCCUCACCUGCCUGUGUCUGGGGAAAGUAAAAACAUACCGGUGGAAAGUUUGGAAUUCUCCAGGUUUGAGCUGGAAGAAUCCAGCCUCAGUCCUCAGUCUGAUGAAGAGGAGCUGGAGGCUCCGCUCCCCCUGAGGUCUGAAGAGGACUGGCUCCAUUCUAACCCCGCUCAUGGACACUGCCAUACAUCCUGCGGCAGUGCACCGACCUGGUAUCACGCACCUCCCUGGCACCCGGCCACGUCUCACCUGGCUCACACCUGGCACCCAUGCACACAUUCGAACUGGCUUCGCAAUCCGCAGCAGCCGAGCCACAGUGUGGACGCGUACACGGGCCUGGUGUCUGUAAAUGUGCCACACUUCUCCCUCCCGCCAACAGGUGGGGUGUCGCAGGCUCAGAUCGGGGGGAUGGCCUCGGGGUGCUUCGUCGAGGAGAGGAGAAGAGGGGCGGGGCUGCCGGAGGAGUGCAGAAAUAUCUUCAUCACCUACUCAUCUGACGCCUCCUCAGACGUCCUCCCAUUUGCGGAAUUCUUGACCAAACACGGCUUCCGACCCACUAUUGACGUAGUAGACGUACCUGUGAACUGCACGGACAUCAACAGCUGGAGAGACAGGUUUCUAAAAGAUCCCUCUACUCUGAUCAUCAUUGCCAUCAGCCCCAAGUACAAAGCAGAUGUGGAGGGGAUUGCAGUGGACAGUCAGGGCCUGCACACGAAAUACAUUCACUCUAUGAUGCAAAAUGAGUUCAUCCAACAAGGCAGCUUGAAUUUCAGAUUUAUACCUGUUACAUUCCUAAACGCAUCCCAGGAGCAUGUGCCCUGCUGGCUACAGAACACCAUAGUCUACCACUGGCCCCGUCACAGUGAGGACCUCUUACUGCGGCUGCUGCGGCGAGAGAGAUACGCCCCGCCCCCCGUCACCAAAGAGAUCAGCGUCAUCAUCCAGCCGGUGCCCCUCUGUGCCACCACGCCCGCACUCCGGCCACUAUAGACCUGAGUUACUCCUACAGUAGCAUAUAUAUUUUGUAAAACUCUCAUAUACUCUUUGGAAAUGUCACUGCUUAAAGCUAAAUUGUUUAUAGUCAU